This is a messenger RNA of Meleagris gallopavo (turkey), 3538 nucleotides long. NCBI's taxonomy places the organism in Eukaryota, Metazoa, Chordata, Aves, Galliformes, Phasianidae. The record is from RefSeq and is a predicted model, not a curated record.
AUGACACCUGUUGCUCAUAGGUACAAAUCAAACGAAGAGUAUGUGUAUGUGCGAGGCCGUGGAAGAGGGAAGUAUGUAUGUGAGGAGUGUGGAAUUCGCUGCAAGAAACCCAGCAUGCUGAAGAAACACAUUCGCACGCACACAGACGUCAGGCCAUAUGUCUGCAAGUACUGUAACUUUGCUUUUAAAACCAAAGGGAAUCUGACUAAGCAUAUGAAGUCAAAAGCCCACAGCAAAAAAUGUCAGGAGAUGGGCGUGUUGGUAUCUUCACUGGUGGAUCUGGAAGCCGAAGAAGGAACCAGUGAAGACCUAUUCCAGGACUCUGAGGGGCGGGAGGGAUCCGAGCCUAUUGAGGAACACCAGUUUUCAGACCUAGAGGAAUCUGACGAUGAUGAUGACAAUGAAGAUGAUGAAGACGAGGAGGAAGAGGAGAGCCAAGAUGAACCACCUUUAAAGCUGCCGGAAGCCAAACACCCCGCCCCACUGAUGCACUCUUCAGGUGGCUCUCCGGCUUCUCAAGAGGAAGGCACAGAAACAGCAUCGUCCUUAGCCCAAGAAACUGCUUCCAGCAGCCAAAAAGUCGGUGAAGGCCAGCAGGGCUCCUCCUGCGGGCUGGAAACCAGGUGGUCAGCAGACAGCAGCGACAUCGCCGUGUGCCACAGCGCCCUGAGUCUCCACAGACCAGCUCUGACUUCCACCGAACAAUUGGCUUCUGCUGAAAGAGAGUCUGUCACCAGGCCACCCAUGUCCCUAGCCAUGGAACUGUCAGCCUCAAAAGACACCUCCCCAAGGAAAAGGUGGUCUCCGAGCCAGGACUCCAGCAGAGCUGGCGGCAGCAGCAGACCAAUGCUAGCGAGAAAGCACCUGUUAACCAAAAAUGAAACUUCACCCAAACGGUUUUCACCCACCGGGGAAAUGUCUCCUCUGAGGUGUCUGUCCCCAGGGAGGGGGCUGUCCCCAUGUCCACGUGUCUCUCCCAGGAGGGAGGCAUCCCCGCUGCGGUGCGCGUCGCCGAGGCUCGAGCUGUCGCCCAGCAGGCAUCUGUCCCCCAGGAGAGAGCUGUCCCCUAGGGCGUACCUUCCUCCAGAGGGAGAGGCCUCAUCUCCCAGCAGAGAGAUGCCAUCGGGCAGGUAUUUAUCACUGAAGAAAACCUUGCCCCCGAGCUGCUCAGAGGCACCCAGGUACUCAUCCCCUGGCAAGGAGGACGCGCCUGGGACGAGCAGAUCAGCAGCAGAUGACAAAAUUCAAAGCUCAUAUCAAGCCCAGCAUGGAAUAUUAUCCUCGAUGCCUCUACCUCACAGGUUCUUUGGCAAAAAUGUACAGCUCUAUGAAUCCAAGCUGAAGAUAGAACCCAGGAGCCCACCACGCUCACCCGGCACCAUGCAGCCCAUCUGCUUCAGACCCUUGCAGGCACCUCACGAACUUCACGCCCACAGCCGAGGAGAAGAGAAUGUCUUCAGCCACCUCCCACUGCACUCGCAGCAGCUCGCAAGGACCCCGUACCCCAUGAUUCCCAUCGGGGGCAUCCAGAUGGUCCAGGCCAGGCCAAGCACCCAUCCCAGCCUGGUACCCAGCUCCGUAAUGUCCCUGCCAGGGGGACACUUUUCACCUAGUGGCAGUAGCUUUGAGGAGCCAUGGGUGCCACGGGAACCUUCAUCUGCAUCAGUCUCCCCGGUGGCAAAAGUUUCCAAAUACGCGCUGUCCCCAGAGCCUACAAGCAGCGAGCGCUUGGAGGAGAAAAUGAGGACUAGUGAGCUUAAGCAAAAGCCAGACCCGGAGGAAUACAGGGUAAAAGUGUUUGCUGAGCCCAGCCCUGCUGAGCAACCGGGCCGCUCGGCAUCCCCAGCCAACCCCAGCACCACCCGCCAGCCCUCUCCAAAGCCUUCGACGAGUGGGGACAACCCCUUGACUAACCCGGGCGAGAAGCAAUGUGGCAGCUCGAGCAGCCCUUUGGAAUUACCACACUGCACUUUCACCUCCGAGCUCCCAUCCCCGCCGCCGCCCCACAGCCCGCAGCCCUCCGGAGAGCCCUGCAGAGCCCCCAGGAGUCCCCACGCAGAGCCCGCAGGCGUAGGUCACGCUCAGACAGAGGCGGACGACAGCACGGGCAGUGCUUAAGCCCCCGCCAUCUGUUUCACCUUUAGGCUUCCUAUGUAAAAUCAACAGACAUUUUCAACACUAUUUCCUUUAGUAUAAUCAUCGCUAUAUGAAGCACUCUAGUGAAUGACCAAACCCAUGGAAGUUUCCUGGUUUUCUUUGUCCCGGUCUGGUAUUAUCUCCACAUGUAUGCAGUUACUUGUGCCUUUUUCUAUACCUUUUGUUGCUUGAAAUGUACAAAAAUGUUUGAGGCUGUGAAUAUUUUUUUAGAGUUUUUUGGAAAGGGGUUUGUUAGACCUUGUCUUUUUUGCCAUUGAGGUGUGCGUUCUUAUGGGCCUGAGAGAUGCAGAAAGGAAAGGGUUAAGCAUUUUAAGAGGAAGAAGAUGCACUGAAAACAAAAACAAAAAGAAAAGAAAAACUUUUUUUUUUUAAUAUUGAUUCAAUGAUUAAAAAAAAACCAAACCCUCACUCCUGUGUACAGAAGUUUAUGAUUUGUAUUUAUUACAUGCUUUAUUUAAUUCUCGCAAAGUGCUUGUUGGUUUUUUUUCCUUGCAUCCCUCUGAUUGCCUAUGGUUGUGCUUUAAACACUUGAGACUGCUUUACAUUUGAGAAACGUGUUUACCCUGAACUUGUAAAUGAAGCUAGCACUUCCUCAAGGAGGGGGAGGCUGUUCGCAGUGAGAGAAAUUGUCGCUCCAAGAGAAAAGCUCAUCGUGAACAUCUCUCCCUCCUGCAGAACAUCAAAGCACUUUUUUUUAAUUUAAAAAAAUAAAAAAAAAAAAGGGACACACAAAAAGAUAUAAAUUCUUCUUCAAAGAUUUACCUGCAAGAAGGUAGGAAUGUAUCGAAUGUAGCCCAGCGCUGGGCUUCAUCCCUCCAUCCCCAUCGCUGUGCCCGGCGCCCUCUCCAUGGUCCUGGAGCCCUUCUACCCCUGGCUCUAAGGGAGGCUCUCACCCCGCUGCAUUUCUCCUCCCUGGUUUUUAGGUGGUGGUUGAGCUGCUCCAUCCCAUCCCGUGGGUUUGCUCCUUGAACUUUAGGGAUGCUGGAGGAGUCUGUGCUCUGCUUGGUGAUUCUGUGCUCUGUUUUCUUUGUAUUUAUUUAUUUCAGCAGAACAUCGCCAUGUCGCCCUCAUUGAGGGCCCUCAUUGACAACACCCUUUUGGGGUGUUUUGGAAGGAAAAGUUACAGCGCUGAGUGCUUUGCAGUCAGUGUGUUCUGCAUGCACGGUGACUUUUCCAAGAGCAGACUUUCCCCUCUGAGCUCCCAUAGCAGAGCAUUGGCCCGGCUGCCCUCAGAUACCAAAUACAGAGAUCGACGGAGUCACUCCGUCCAUGUGCUUUGAACCAUGGCCGUUGGGUAUGUGGCUGCCCCAGUGGACAGCAGAGGGUUAUCAGAAAGUUUUCUAAUCUAUGAAAUCUGUACAGACCCCUUUUUUUUUUUAAA